Anopheles coluzzii is the source of this 1519-nucleotide messenger RNA. RefSeq names its product lipase 3-like. Gene Ontology annotation, biological process: lipid metabolic process. Gene Ontology annotation, molecular function: hydrolase activity, acting on ester bonds. The record is from RefSeq and is a predicted model, not a curated record. The transcript has a single exon. Lineage: Eukaryota; Metazoa; Arthropoda; Insecta; Diptera; Culicidae. The coding region runs from base 77 to 1324 and encodes 415 amino acids.
CCGGUUGCAAUCGUGCAGUAGCUUCCCAGCAAGCGAUCAAGUAAGGUAUCGCAUACAACCGCGGAUCAUCGCCAGGAUGAAGCAGCAGCAAACCUUUUCCAACGCGGGCAUUUGCCUGCUGUCGUUGCUGGUGCUGCUAGUAGUAGCAGCCAGUACGGCCCACGCUCGCUCGACCAAAUCAGGAUUUCAAGUAGACAGUGAAGACGGCCGACUGUCUGUGCCGGAGCUGGUGUCCAAGUACGGCUACCACGUGGAGGAACACUCACUAUCGACGGACGAUGGCUACCGGCUGACGAUUCACCGUGUGCAAGCGGCAAGCUACACGAACGGAACGGUCGUGCUGCUGAUGCACGGUCUGCUGUGCAGCUCGGCCGACUGGCUGAUGAUUGGCCCGGGCAAUGCACUGGCCUACCUGCUCGCGAACGAGGGCUACGAUGUGUGGUUGGGAAAUGCGCGCGGCAAUCGGUACUCGCGCGAUCACGCCUCGAUCAACCCGGACGACGACAAUUCGUUCUGGAAGUUUUCCUGGCACGAAAUCGGACGCUACGACAUUCCGGCCACGAUCGACUACAUACUGGAGCAAACGGGACACCGACGAUUGCAGUACGUGGGCCACUCGCAGGGCACGACCGGAUUCUUCGUGAUGGCUUCCAUCCGGCCAGAAUACAACGAUAAGAUCAUUCAGAUGAAUGCGCUCGCCCCGGUUGCCUUCAUGGGACACAUGAAGAGUCCGCUGCUGCGAUUCAUGACCAAGUUCCUAAAGACGCUGGACAUUCUGCUGGCCGUAUUCGGCGUCGGAGAGUUCAUGCCCAACAAACCGAUACUGCACGAAAUCGCCCAGCUCAUCUGUCCGCCGAACUCGACGGUGCACAUUAACAUGUGUGCGCAUCUGCUCUUCCUGCUGGCCGGGUACAACCCUUCGCAGCUGGAUCCGGUGAUGCUGCCGAUCCUGUUCGGACAUACGCCAGCCGGCUCGGCCACGCGGCAGUUGGUGCACUACGCCCAGGAGGUGCUGUCGAAUCGGUUCGAAAUGUAUGACUAUGGAAAGCUGAAAAAUGUACUGAUCUACGGUUCGGCUACACCGCCCGAGUACGAUCUUUCGCGCGUAACGGCACCGGUAGUGAUGUACUAUGGGUUGAACGAUUUUCUCGCCACACCGGAGGACGUGAACCGGCUGGCCAGGAAGCUGCCCAACCUGAAGCGAAGCGUAGCGGUGAACGAUGUGCUGUUUAACCAUCUGGACUUCUUGAUCGCGAGCGACGUCCGACACUUGCUCUACGAACCGGUGAUGGAAGGAAUGGCAUCCGCUGAAGUGGCGGAUUAGGGGGUUGAAGUGCAGUCAACUUGACUGAGCUUCCCACAUACGUUCAAGUAUGUGAUAGUAGGUUUUAUUGUGAUCUAGGGAAGUUUGCUGUGGUAUUUAUGUAUAAACCCGAACGGAAAAAACAGCGCAUUAAGUUGAAGCAUCGAAUAGUUAGCGCAAAGCGUCUAAUAAAGAUAAAUGUGAACAAUUGAAGAA